AUGGCCGAAUUCCUCACUCCAGAACAACUCCAAGAAUUCAGAGAAGUCUUCAACUCCCUUGACUCAGACGGUGACGAAAAGAUAGACUCCACUGAGCUCACUAUGGUCCUUAAAUGCUUUGGAAUGAACCCAACAGAUGCUGAGAUCCAAGACAUCAUCAAUGAAGUUGACUUGGACGGCAACGGCACUCUUGAUUUUGAAGAGUUCGCCCAACUUAUGUGUAAAUAAAAUGGCAGACACCGAUGUUGACGAAGAACUCAAGAACGCAUUCGACCUUAUAGACCUUAAUGGCAAUGGCAGAAUCAGUGCACCUGAACUCAAGAGGCUGUUUGACUCAGCAGGAGAUAAAGUCACAGACGAGGAAGUCGAGGAAAUGAUCAGGGAAGCUGACCUAGACGGAGACGGCCUUAUCGAUAUCGAUGAAUUCAAGAGAGUCACUUAUUGUGAGUAG
This is a messenger RNA of Moneuplotes crassus, 451 nucleotides long. The record is from the annotation of a GenBank genome assembly. NCBI's taxonomy places the organism in Eukaryota, Ciliophora, Spirotrichea, Euplotida, Euplotidae.